This is a messenger RNA of Nematostella vectensis (starlet sea anemone), 1790 nucleotides long. RefSeq names its product aspartyl aminopeptidase. Gene Ontology annotation, molecular function: aminopeptidase activity; zinc ion binding. The record is from RefSeq and is a predicted model, not a curated record. The transcript is spliced from 17 exons. Lineage: Eukaryota; Metazoa; Cnidaria; Anthozoa; Actiniaria; Edwardsiidae. Gene Ontology annotation, biological process: proteolysis. Bases 56 to 1471 code for a protein of 471 amino acids.
CCUGUGUUAAUAUCUAGCCGCGGGUGGUCUAGAGAGGAGAUCUCUUGACACCAACAUGGCGGACAAGAGACAGGUUAUGCAGUUUGCUGCUAAAAAGUUCAUAGAAUUUGUGAAUAAUGGCCCCUCUCCCUUUCAUGUGGUUAAUGAGUGUCGAAAAAGACUCCUAACUGCAGGAUUUCAGGAAUUGAGUGAGAGAGACCAUUGGGAUGUCAAGCCAUUAAACAAAUAUUUUGUCACAAGGAACCAGUCCACUAUAAUUGCGUUUGCAGUUGGUGGUAAUUACAAACCAGGAAAUGGAUUCUCCAUUGUUGGAGCUCACACUGACAGUCCUUGCCUCAAAGUCAAGCCCAACUCUAAAAAGAGUAAGUGUGGCUUCCACCAAGUGGGCGUAGAAUGCUAUGGUGGUGGCAUCUGGUCCACAUGGUUUGACCGGGACUUGACUGUUGCUGGAAGAGUUAUGAUCAAGAACAAUGGCAAACUGGAGCAACAUUUGAUUCAUGUGAAUAAACCCAUCCUUCGCAUCCCACACCUCGCUAUCCACCUACAGCGGGACAUAAACGACAAGUUUGGACCUAACAAGGAGAAUCAUCUGGUGCCUAUAUUAGCAACUUCUAUCCAAGAGCAAUUGAACAUGGAGACCUCUACUGAAGAAGCCAGUAAAAAUGGCACCACACUACGGGCUGACGCUCACCACCCCCUUCUUAUUCAACUUAUCCUGGAUAGCCUUGGCUUCACAUGCUCCAGGGAGCAGAUUAUGGACUUUGAGCUUUGCCUUGCAGAUUCCCAGCCAGCAGCUAUAGGAGGGGCACUUGAUGAGUUUAUUUUUGCUCCACGGCUGGACAACCUUUUGAAUGCCUACACUUCUCUAGAGGGACUAAUCUUGUCGCUCGAAGGCCCAACAAUCAAUUCAGAUCCAAAUAUUCGUCUUGUGUCCCUCUAUGAUAACGAAGAGGUUGGCUCAGAAAGUGCACAAGGAGCGGCCUCCAAACUAACAGAACUUGUGCUAAAAAGGCUAGCAACAGGUGGAUCACCAACGGCUUUCGAGGAAGCCAUUCCAAAAUCUCUGCUUGUCAGUGCAGAUCAGGCCCACGCUGCUCAUCCCAACUAUGUCGAAAAGCAUGAAGAGAACCACAGGCCAGGAUUCCACAAGGGCCCUGUGCUGAAGUAUAAUGGCAAUCAACGUUAUGCCACGACUGCUGUUACUGCAAGCGUGAUGCGUUUAGUUGCAGAAAAAGUUGAAUUGCCUUUACAGGAGGUGUGCGUCAGGAAUGAUUCACCUUGUGGGAGUACCAUUGGACCUAUUUUGGCUGCCAAACUUGGCCUGAGGACAGUUGAUAUUGGUGGACCCCAGCUUUCCAUGCAUUCAAUACGAGAAUUAUGCUGCGUUUCUAGCGUCUACCAGUGCAUGCACCUUUUCAAGGGUUUCUUCCAGCACUUUCCAGAGGUAGAUGCAUCACUAGUGAAUGAGUAGGUCAUAUUAAUUGCAGUGCAAUACAGUGCAAUGUUCAGUUGGUCGCAUUAUUACAUGAAGCUACAGUGGAAGGUAGAUGUGUGAGUGAAUGGAUAGUCCAGGGUGAUUGCUGUGCAAUACCUACGAUAUGACGAUUCCUAUGCUAGCUUACAGAAAUAAAAUAUCAAUUCAAAUUAAAUAACCUAGUAAUCAUAACACCUCAAUUUUGUCAUCCAUUUAUUUUGUAUUUGAAAAGAUACUGGCUACAACAAAUUUCAUUUUAAGUUUACCAGUAAACUUGGAGAGCACUUGUUAUCCAAAUAAAACUAUCUUUCAACCA